GCAAACGGAUGGAGGAGAAAGAUCGGGGAGGAUCACGGUAGCAGGGGAUUGUUUGCACAUCCCUCUCCUCUAUAUGUGGAAGCUGUUGACGUAUCAACUCCAGCAGCGCUGAAGGAAGAAAAAAGGAGCAGAAUGGAGAACCUCUCUCCAGGGUGAUAGAGCUUGCUGUACGCCUGAUUGCCACUCAACCCAUUGCCAUCAUGGGAGGGGUGGGAGUUUGGAGUAGGUGGUCCAUGCACAACACGUGUAUAGCUUGUCGAAUGUCGAGUUUUGCCAACCGAGAGCUCAAUUACUGACUGAUGCAACCCCACACAGACCUGCUGUUUGUUCCCUUGGAGAUGAUGAAGAAUGAUGAAGCUACAGACUGUUAGUGAAGCAAUCUCUCUGUGAAAAACGAGCUGCAACUGAGAGCAGAGAGGGGGGCCCGAUGUGCGAUUUGCCGAUUGCUAUCAUCUGCCUCACAGUUAUACAAUUUGUGCCCUUACGGAUGAAGAUGAACCUUUUCUUUUCCCCCCCUUUUUCUUUUUUUUUUAUGCGUGUCAUCCUUCCGCAGCCGGGGCCAUGCUAAUCUUGUGUGUAUCGUAACGGAUGUCUGAAGGACGGAUGAUGAUGAACCUACUUACUCUCAGAGAACCAAUCUUGUGCAGAGAAAAGAGCUGUGACUGACAGCAGAGAGGGGCAGACAAACUGUUCACAGAUGGCUAUCAUGUGCCGCACAGCCAUCGUGUGGCUGAAGCUUUGCAUCAAGGAGAGAGAGAUAGAUCAACCAUUCACUGAUGCCGACUCUAACAGAUGCGCCGCUUUGUCAGUCUGACUCUGCGCAGGAAGAUCAAUGAGCUGUGGGACAGACCGAGUGAUUGACCGAAGUGUCCGCAGUAUAUGUCACUGGGCGAGCUGGAAUGAAAAGAGACUGCUUGACUGAGCCUUGGCGGCCAACUGAGAAGAGUAGAGCAGAGCCUACAAGGGAUUGGCUGAGCGUUCUGCUGAGUGUCUGAGCGACAAAGGAAUGAGUCAAGAACUGUGCUGUGUGGCACAUGGGUUAGCAAUAGACCAUCCCCGAUUAUUGUCAUGCCCGGUCUCAGUCUGAGCUGUUUGGUUGUUGCGUGCUCUCCACGGCAAUUAAUAUGAUGGAAUAAAAAGAGAGCAAGUGGGUUCAGAGGAGGGAGAGGAAUACUGAAAUGGAUGGGGCGAGGAUGGGGAGAGAGCGAAGUAUCUGGAGGAACAAGCAGGAAACAAUCGGGGCCGUCGACUGGCGACAGCAAUCUGUUGUCAGAGCAACAAACUCCAGUGGAGGAUCUGGCAGACAGAUGGGGAAGGGAGGAAAAGCAGGUGGAGAUCAGGAGCGGAGGCGAAUAUGUGCAGUGUGCUGCACAAAAGAAAUAGAAUGAAGUGUCUGCUCCUUUGGCCUUUGGACAUCAAGUGCACCCCUGAACGUGGAAAGUCCACUUGCAAUGAAGCAGCUUGUUGGAUACCAACAGCAGAAGGGAAGAUCGGACAGAUUGGGAAGAAGGAAAUGGGGCGUAGUUUGUAAAUAAUGAGACAACAACAUUUCCAUAUGCAAAUUCUUUGUGCCUGUGUGUGUGUGUGUGUGUGUGUGUGUGUGUGUGUGUGUGCCUGUGUGUGUGCCUGUGUGUGUGUGUGUGGGAACCAGAGCAAGACAGUGGUGGUUAGGGCAGGAGAUGGGAGGCAGGGGCAGCUCGGAGGGGUAGGGACAAGGGAAGGAGGGAGGGAGAGAGAGAGAGAGAGAGAGAGAGAGAGAGAGAGAGAGAGAGAGAGAGAGAGAGAGAGAGAGAGAGAGAGAGAGAGAAGGGAGAGGCGAGGGAGGAAGGAGAAGGAAGGAGACAGAGGAAGAGAAGAAAAGGAAGCAUUGAAGAAGGGGAACCUGAGCUUAUACCAGUUCCGUCUUCUCCUUGUUUUCUUCGGUGGUAGCUUUGUUUCAAGGGGCUGUUUCUAGGCAGGAUUUAGGUCAUUGUACUCAUUUAUUUUCAGUUUAUUAUACUUUUUUAGUUUUUUUUCCCCUUCUUCUUCUGCAGUGUCAUGGGCCACAUAUUGAUCAGUUUAGGGAAUUGUUUCUUUCUACGCAGGAUUCACUGUAUUUUCUUGAUGAACAUGUUUAUUCAUCGGGAACAAAUUUUCAUUUAUCUU
Messenger RNA from Chara braunii, 2145 nucleotides. The record is from the annotation of a GenBank genome assembly. Lineage: Eukaryota; Viridiplantae; Streptophyta; Charophyceae; Charales; Characeae.